AUGUUUGAAGAGAAUUGGAACCUGCAUUCUGAUGGGGCGAUCACUAAACAUUUCAUCGAUAGAAAUCCUGAUUAUUUUGGUGUCCUUUUGGACUUACUCAGAACAGGGGAGCUUUAUAUUCCUCCCAAGAUUGAUAAAAAGCACCUAUACAGAGAGGCUUUGUAUUACGGCAUUGAAGAUCAUGUCAGGUCAGCUAAAUGGGGCCCUUUUGAUGGCAAUAGGCUCCGGUUGGCCGAGUCUAUAACGGGCCUAACAACAGGGGAGGCUGCUAUUAUUCGGGCUAGCCCGAAUAGCUGGUGCUGUGUCGUGCGUGGUAAUAUGGUUAAAAUGUACAAUUGGAUGCUAGAAGAGCAAUCUGCGAUAACCAAUCGUGAUUAUCGUACGGUCAACCAUGUUUGUUGGGUUGAUUCAGAUACCAUUGUGGUCAGUAGUUCUUACAAGUACCUAGCUAGUGGAGGCAUUGGGUUGUUCUGUGCAUCCACAGGGGAAUUGAAAUAUAAUUUUCAAGUUAAUGAUGAUGAUCAAUUGAAGGAUUACACAGCAGGUGUACUCGGUGUUAGCUCGGAUUACAAGUUGUUCUCCUAUUGUACUGAGAAGACUAACAAAAAGAACGGGAUCGGUGUUUGGGACACUGGUAAGAAGACAGAUUUCUUGCAGUGCUGGCCUUCUGGUAAGGCUAGCAAGUUUCAAUGGUUACAUGGUACCAAUUGUUUGAUGGUUGCUAGUUGUCAUUCACGAUCUAGAAAGUGUCCCAUCAACUUAUUUGAUUUUAGGGAAAACACGGUGGUUUUGUCGUGGUCUGAUGCUAGGGAUCAAAAGAUAUAUAGAGACGUGAUAGCACAGAUUGAGGCAUAUCUUUUGGAGAUGGUCACGUCAGCGGUGGCAAAUAGAGGAGAGUAA
Solanum dulcamara is the source of this 900-nucleotide messenger RNA. Its product is annotated as BTB/POZ domain-containing protein At4g30940-like. Gene Ontology annotation, biological process: protein homooligomerization. Bases 1 to 900 code for a protein of 299 amino acids. NCBI's taxonomy places the organism in Eukaryota, Viridiplantae, Streptophyta, Magnoliopsida, Solanales, Solanaceae. The transcript has a single exon. The record is from RefSeq and is a predicted model, not a curated record.